AUGGAUAAUCGUUUGGAAAAAAAUGUUAACAAAUUGAUUGAGCGCUACAAGAAAACUAGUCUAUAAAUAGAUUAAAUGAUAUAACCAGAGUCGCAAAGUUCUCCUCCAAUCAUGGUUUAUCAUACUCGGUCAAGAUAAAGCAAGGCAAAUAUUAAUGAAGAGUAAUACUUGCAUUCCUAAAAGAUAAUAGAGAAAGCUCUUCAAGAGAAAAAAAAAAUCAUUCAAUUGAACAAAUUAGCAGACUUAGAGAAACCUUAAAUGCAAAGGAGAAUUAGGAAAAAGAAAAAUAAGAAAGACUAUUGAUACUUAAUAAAGAAUUGAAAGUACUCUUUUAAAUUGAAAAUUAGAUGACUUUAAAGGAUUAUAUUUAAGCAAAUAAGGAAUUAGAGGGAAAGCUAGGUUAAAGGGAGAGAAAUAUUAAACAAUUGGAAUUUGAAUUAAAAUCUUUUCAAGAUAGUUUAGCAAAGACUGAUAACAAUCAAAAGGAGAUGCGAUUAAAGUGUGAAAGUCAAGAAAAAAUAAUUGAGGAAAUAAAAUAAUAACUUCAUGCUUCCCGUUAAUAAUUAUAAUCAAAAAAGGAUAAAAUUUAAUUAUUGAAAAAGCAGAUUAAAUAAUAGGAAAAAUAAUAUGAUGAAUAGAGUUUAAAUUUUGGGAGGGAAUUAGAAAGGGUUCAAAAAUUGUGUGAAGAGUUUUCAGCUGAAAUGUAUAUUUGAGUGUUAUUGAAUAGCAACAAUUAAGCAGAGCAAAACAGAGAUUUGGAAGAUGAAAUUAGCGAGUUAAAGAAUGAGUCAAUUUAAAAAGAUGAAUAAAUUAGAUACUUUGAUUAAUUAGUAUAAGAUAUAAGAUUUAGAGAUGAAGAUAAUUAAAAGUAAAUAGAGUAUUUAUCUAAAUUAUUGCAAUCUCAAAAAGAUUAAACAUUACAAUAUUAAACCAAAUUUGAAGAGUCUUCAUCUUAUUUAAGUAAACUCUAAUAAAAUCAAUAAAACCUGGCUAUCAAUUUUGAAUAAGAAAUUAUUAAAAUUAAUAAUUAAAAUAAAGAUCUUUUUGAGAAAAAAAAAUAAAAAAUUAAUGAAUAUAGAUAAAAAGUAGAAUAAUUAUAAAAUAAGAAUUCUGAUCUUUAAAGAUAAUUGGACAUUUCAGAUAAAAAAUGCUAAAUUCAGGAACAUGAAUUAAAGAAACUAUCUUAAAUUUCUUAAGAAUUAAAGUCUAUUAAUGAUCAGAGUAAUUAAAAAUCAAAUCAUAAUGAAUAGAAAAUGAAUUCACUACUCUUGGAAAUAUCAGAGUAGAAGUAAGUUAAUUUUAAUUAAAAAGAGUUAAUUGUAGACCUUGAAUAGAAGGUAUCAUAAUAGAGAACCAUUAUUCACUAGGUAUAAAUAAUUAAAUAAAUUUAGCUAACUUAAGAAAAUUAAAAUCUUUCUGACUCUUUGAUUUAGCUACAAAAUUAUUCUAAAAAUUUAGAAUUUGAGUUUUAAGAGGAAAAGUAGUAAAAAGAAAAAUAAAUGGAUGAAAUUGAAUAAAAGAUCGACAUAUUAUUUGAAUAACUUCAAUCCGCUAAGGAUGAAUUAAAAGAUUCUAAGUAAAAAGAAUAAGACUUAAAGUCUAAAUUAAAGUAAUCAGAACUAGAGGUUGAAAAUUAAGUGUAGAAGUCUUUGAAGUAUAAGCAAUAGACAGAUGUGCUUAGAUAAACUAUUAAAAAUGUAAUUAUAUCUUAAUUUUAAAGUUAGAAGAUAAAUUUAAGAUUUAUGAUACUUAAACAUAGUAAGUGUAAGUUUAAUAAUAAAAAUAAGAAGAAUAAUAAAAUUAAUAAAAAUUAAAAGUCUUAGAAGAUAUUUAAUCAUUAAUCAAAUAACAUAGAAAAAUAUGA
Messenger RNA from Paramecium octaurelia, 1864 nucleotides. The record is from the annotation of a GenBank genome assembly. NCBI's taxonomy places the organism in Eukaryota, Ciliophora, Oligohymenophorea, Peniculida, Parameciidae.